Molecule: messenger RNA, 1830 nt
Organism: Plasmodium gallinaceum
Lineage: Eukaryota; Apicomplexa; Aconoidasida; Haemosporida; Plasmodiidae
Product: conserved Plasmodium protein, unknown function
Exons: 1
Coding region: 1-1830 (609 amino acids)
Source: RefSeq, a predicted model, not a curated record
AUGAAAGAAAAAUUGGAGAAAAUAGAUAAAUAUCAUAAGAAAUAUGUAAGUAGCUGUAAGUACAAAAAAAGUAGUGAUGAAAAAAAUGGCAAAGAUAAAUUGAAAUAUAAAGAAGAAAAAAAAAAAAUAUAUAAUAAUUAUUUAAGUAAGGAGAUUAUUAGGAAAAGUUGUGAAUCAUCAGAAGAAACAAAUUCUUCUUACCAUAGUAGAAAUAGAAUAAAAAAAAAAUACAAAGAAGAUAAACAAGAAAAAAUGAACUCUAAAAGAGAUGAUAUAUCUAAUUCAAAUAGCGUAAAAAAUUGUAAUUAUGAUAAAUAUAUUCAUAAUAAAUAUUUAGAAAAUAAAAAAUAUAUACCUAAUGAGAUAAAUCUUAAAAAAGAAAAAAUCAAAGAAGAUAUUAGUAAUAUACCUUUUAAUAAGCACGAAAAAAAAACCAGUGAUACAUUUAAUGAAUUAAAAUAUGAUAAAAAUGAAAAUAAUUACAUCAAAAAAAAAAAAAGGAAAUUGUCACCAAACUCUAGAAAGGAAGAUUAUAUCAGCAAUGAAAAAUUAAAAAAGAAAGAAAACUUAAAAAGAAGAAAAAAGAAUUAUGACAGAAAAUCUAGUAAAAAUAAAUACUUAUCUUUAAGCUCUUCAGAUGAAAAAAGCUUCUCAAGUAAAUAUUCUUCAAGUGAAAAUAGCAACAAUAGUAGUUCAAUAAAUGAAAGUAGUAGCAGUAGUAAUUCACCAAUUGAAAAGAGUAAGAGUAAAAGUUCAUCUUAUAAAAAUAGUAGUAGUAGUAGUAGUAGUAAUUCAUCAAAUGAAAAUAGCAGCCAUAGUUAUUCGUUAGAUGAAAAUAGUUUAAGAAAUAAUUCUUCUAGUGAAUGUAAUUCAAGUAGUUAUUCUUCUUAUGGAAGUAAUAAUUUCUCAGAUAAAGAAAGUAUAUGUAGUUCUUCAUCAGAAGAAAAUAAUUCAAAAAAAAAAAAAAAGAAUAAUGCUCAAAUUAAAAAAAAAAAAAAAAAAAAAGAAAAAGAAAAAGAGAUUAGAAACAAAUUAGACAAAGAGGUAGUUUAUGAUGCUCAUAUAUAUGAUAGUAAAGAAAUGAUAAGAUUAACCAUAAAUAUUUUACAAAACUACAAUUUUUUAAAUAAUUUAAAAAUUUUAUAUCAGAAAUUAGAUAAAAAAAAAAAGAUUUCUCUUGAAAAUGUGAAAGAUUUAAAACUAAAAAAAAAAUUAAGACAUUUAUUUAGAGCUUGGAGAUUAGAAAAAAAAGAGGAAUUUUACAGGAAACCAUCAAAUUUUAGGGAAAGUAUUUUAGAUAUUUUUAAUAGUUUAUUUUAUUUUUUUUUAUCUAAAAUUGAUAUACAAAAGUUGAGAAAAAAUAUUAAUAAAAGGAAGAAUAAUUUAAUAAAGAAGGAAAGUAAGGAGAAUCCUGACAUAAUGAAUGAUAAUAAUGCAUUAUCAGAUUAUUCUACAAAUAAUGAAAAUAUAAAUUAUAAAAAUCAAUUCCUGAACGAUUUACAAGAAGACUAUUCCUAUUUAAUGCAAAAUGCAAAUGAUAAAGUUAUAAGUUUGAGAGAGAUGCAUGAAGAAGGUUAUUUUAAAAAUAGUCAACAAAAAUAUAAAGAAUUUUUAGAAAAACAUAAAAAAAUUGAUUUAUGGGGUAAAAAUGAACAAGAACAAAAAUUUUUAUUGAACUCCAAAAGUAAACCUAAUGAAAGAAAAACUUUUGACAGAGAAACAGAUUUGUGUAUAAAUAAAUUUAUAAAAAAAGAGGAUUAUAAAAACUUAAUAAAAAAUACAAAAGAACAUGUGAAUGAUAAAUUUCAUAAAACAGGUAACAAAAUAUAA